AUGUUGUUUAUUACUAUCAUUUUACUGGUGAAUCUCCUCAUGGAGACUUCUGUGUCGUUCACUGUAGUGGUUCCUGGUGAUCCUGUAGUGGCUCAUGUGGGAUCCACAGUGAUUCUGUCCUGCUGGAUCAAUCCUCCUGAGAACGCUGAAGCUCUGGAGAUCCGCUGGUACCAUCAGGAUCAGUUCAACAACCCUGUUCUCCACUAUAAAGAUGGGAAGAUCCAGAACAUCCAGGAGAAAUCACACAGGAACCGAAGCUCUUUGAUGCGGUGGUCAGGUCAGUCUGGUGGACUGAAGGAUGGAGACGUCUCUCUACGGCUGGACAAACUCACACUUCAGGAUGAAGGUUCAUUUAUCUGUUAUGUGAGUGGAGACACAGCAUAUGACAGCCAAGAAGUGCUUCUCAACAUCAUAAGUCCAUCAGAUGCAUCAGGCCCAUGGAAGGCUCGUUUCUUCACCGUUCUCAUUGUUCUCAUUUGUUUGAUUCUGGGUUUGGUUGGGUUGAUCCUAUACAAGUACAAACAAAGAGACAAACUACCAGGGAAGAAACCAGCUGAAGAAAAGUGUGAGGACGAAACUAUGGAGAAACUGACAAAAGAAGACUGUGAGGCGGAAACUAUGGAGAAACUGUCAAAAAAAGGUAACAAUGAAGUUUGUUUGUUAAACUCUUACUGACACCGAGACCUGAACGACUGGGAGUUCUGUUAGAUUGUGAUGUCCGUCAGCUGUCAUUUU
This is a messenger RNA of Labeo rohita (rohu), 735 nucleotides long. Its product is annotated as myelin-oligodendrocyte glycoprotein. The transcript is spliced from 7 exons. Bases 1 to 675 code for a protein of 224 amino acids. Lineage: Eukaryota; Metazoa; Chordata; Actinopteri; Cypriniformes; Cyprinidae. The record is from RefSeq and is a predicted model, not a curated record.